Amborella trichopoda is the source of this 1519-nucleotide messenger RNA. RefSeq names its product vacuolar protein sorting-associated protein 9A. NCBI's taxonomy places the organism in Eukaryota, Viridiplantae, Streptophyta, Magnoliopsida, Amborellales, Amborellaceae. The record is from RefSeq and is a predicted model, not a curated record. Gene Ontology annotation, biological process: vesicle-mediated transport. Gene Ontology annotation, cellular component: endocytic vesicle; cytosol. Gene Ontology annotation, molecular function: guanyl-nucleotide exchange factor activity; small GTPase binding.
AGAUAAAGAGGUCAAAUCCACAACUGUCCACGUUAUUUAAACCUAUGUAAUAAAAUAAAAUAAAAUCAUAAGCCCACAUUUUAAUUCCGGGAAAAUCCCUCUGGUUUUUUUCUUUAUAUUAAGGGGGAAGGGGAAAUUCAUCAACAUAAGAUCUUCUUCUUCUUCUUAUAAUUGAUUAUUUAACAUUUUAUUGCUGUUUUUAUUGUUUUUUCUCUUAAAUUUGCUAUAACAAUUAUUGUUGGGGAAUUUAUUUUUCAUGGAUUCUUCUUCACCUGCAAAUUUCUACGAUUUUCUUGAUCGAAUGAAGCACCCUGCUUCAGUUGACCUGGUUCGCUCCAUUAAAAGCUUCAUUGUGUCAUUCUCAUUCCAUGCUGCUGAUGCUGAGAGAGACGGCAAAAAGCUACAAGAUUUCCUCCUAACCAUGGAGGCAGCCAUCAAGGAUCAUCCCUUAUGGUAUGGUGCCACUGAGGAAGAAAUUGAUAGUGCUAUCGAGGGUUUGGAAAAGUAUCUUAUGACAAAGUUGUUCAGCCGAACAUUCGCAUCAUCUCUCGCCGAUGUUAAACGUGACAAAGAAAUAUCAGAAAAGAUAUGCUUGCUGCAAAACUUUGUUAGACCAGAACACUUGGAUAUAUCCAGAGAAAUUCAGAAUGAAACUUCCUGGCUGCUUGCGGAGAAAGAGUUGCAGAAAAUAAAUGCUUUCAAAGCCCCUCGUGAGAAACUCUUAUGCAUUUUGAAUUGUUGCCGAGUCAUCAAUAAUCUGCUGCUUAAUGUUUCAAUGUCAACAGACCGCAGACCAGCUGGAGCUGAUGACUUCCUCCCAGUUCUUAUAUAUGUCACUAUCAAGGCCAAUCCUCCUCAGUUCCAUUCCAACCUCAAAUACAUACAACUGUACAGGCGACAAUCUCGGCUCAUAUCAGAAGCAGCAUAUUAUUUUACAAACAUGGUUUCGGUAGAGUCAUUUAUUCUUGAGUUAGAUGCAAAGUCUCUCUCAAUGGAUGAAAAUGAGUUCGAGAGGAACAUGCGCAAGGCUGAGUUAGCAUCUGCUGAGAAUCUCAGGCCAGUGGACUCCGAACCAGCAAGUUCAUCUGGUGAACCCAAUCCCAUCACGAGAAGGCAUGGCAAGGAAAUCAAAAUAGAAACAUACCCAUACAUGGAGGCCGAGGUUGGGGAACUUCGGGUUGGAGAUGUUGAGGAUCUCCUAAAACUCUACAAAGAGGUGGUUAUCAAGUACUCAAAUCUAUGCGAUGCUGUGCAUUCUCUCUCUCUGGAUAAGGCCUUGGCCCUUGCCGGUGCCGAUCAUAGGUCACACAUGCCUCACACUCUUCGGUCUCAUCCAAGAAAUGAGGGAAACAGUGAUGUCUCGAGUUCUGACUUGGCUGAAGAAUCCCCCACCAACUAGAGAAAAUUGUAAGUGUUACCAUCCAUCUUCCAUGUAUUUCCUGUUGUGUAUCUUUGGUAAAUUUAAAGCAUCCUUUGUAGAAAGUACCCUUGCAAUAAACCUUAAGAUCAUUUUCAUUCA